CCCGCGCUGUCGAAGUUCCGUUUGCGAAGAUGUUGCACCGUGUGUCCCGUUCCGUCGUCGCCUGCCGCUCCGCGCGCGCCUUCUCCACGUCCUCCGUGGAACGUGUACCGCUCUUUAUCGACGGCAAGUUCGUGCAGUCUAAGACCGACAAGUGGAUUGACCUCCGCAACCCCGCGACGAACGAGGUGAUCUACCAGGUCCCGGAGGCUACGCAAGAUGAGAUGCGCCAAGCCACGGAGGCCGCUGCUCGAGCCUACAAGACGUGGAAGGAGGUGGGCGUGCAGCACCGUCAGCGCGUCAUGCUCAAGCUGCAGCAUCUGAUUCGUGAGCACACAGAAGAGCUCGCAUUGUCCAUCACCAAUGAACAGGGCAAGACGCUCGCUGACGCUCGUGGCGACGUGUUUCGUGGUCUGGAAGUCGUGGAGCACACAUGCGGAACUGCCACGCUCAUGAUGGGCGAGACGGCGGAGAACCUGGCCACGUCCCUGGACACUUACUCGUACAAGCAGCCGCUGGGUGUGUGUGCUGGUAUCUGUCCCUUUAACUUCCCAGCCAUGAUCCCGCUUUGGAUGUUCCCCACGGGUACCGUGACCGGUAACACAUACGUGCUCAAGCCCUCGGAGAAGGACCCUGGUGCCACAAUGAUUCUCGCUCGUCUGGCUCAAGAAGCAGGUCUCCCAGACGGUGUGCUCAACAUUAUCCACGGUGCUCAUGACACUGUCAACUUCAUCUGCGACGCACCCGAGAUCAAAGCCAUCUCCUUCGUGGGCGGCAACCAGGCGGGCGAGUACAUUCACUCUCGUGGCAGUGCUAACGGCAAGCGUGUGCAGGCCAAUCUGGGUGCCAAGAACCACGCUGUCAUCAUGCCUGAUUGCGACAAGGAGCAGGCUGUCGGAGCUCUUGCUGGCGCUGCUUUUGGAGCUGCUGGGCAGCGCUGCAUGGCCCUUUCCGUCGCCGUGUUUGUGGGCAAGUCCAAGGAAUGGGUGCACGACAUCGUGCAGAAGGCCAAGGAGAUGAAGGUGAACGGCGGCUUGGAGCCUGGAACUGAUGUCGGUCCGUUGAUCACAGUGGCGGCCAAGGAGCGCGCGGAGCGUCUGAUCCAAGAAGGUGUGGACAAUGGUGCAGAGCUGCUUCUCGAUGGACGCAACGUCAAGGUUUCCAAGUACCCGAAUGGUAACUUUGUGGGUCCGACGGUACUGAACAACGUGGGCACGGACAACCCUGCGUACGUGGAAGAGAUUUUUGCUCCAGUGCUGGUCUGCACAUCCGUGGACACGCUGGAAGAAGCGAUCGAGCUCAUCAACCGCAACCCGUACGGCAACGGAACCUCAAUCUUCACGUCAUCAGGGGCAGCUGCUCGCAAGUUCCAACACGAAAUUGAUGUGGGUCAGGUGGGCAUCAACGUGCCGAUCCCCGUCCCUCUGCCCAUGUUCUCGUUCACUGGCUCGCGUGCAUCGAUCCGUGGCGACCUGAACUUCUACGGCAAAGCUGGUAUCAACUUUUACACGCAGAUCAAGACCGUCACGUCGCUGUGGGACUACAAUGAGAAGACACGCUACAGCGCUGUGAUGCCGACACUCGGCCAGAAGUAAGACAGCCCAGCCAGACUAUCAGAUGCGUAAAGCAGUAAAUGAAUUGACACUUCCAUUUUUGUGUAUUCUCCGCAAUGAUUUAACGUCUUCGUCCACCACCACGGCCCCGACCUCCGCCACGUCCACCACCCCGGCCCCCUCCACGACCUCCAUAGUAACCUCCUCCCCCUCCGUAGUCAUCACGAUCAGUUCUCUCUUCGUCAGCCUCGGAGAUCUUCGUCUCCUCAAGUUUUCGUCCGUCAGGCUCGUUCAAAGUGCAGCGGUUGGCGUGGUAUUGGUUCACAAACAUCUCGAGUUGACCAGCAGCGUUAGCUGCUCCCGUCUUGGCGUUCUUACUCAGUCGCGGACACACGUCACGAGCAAUGAGAACCAGCAGCUUGUGGAACUGCUUCUGGUAGUUACGCAGCAACUCGAAGCCGGCCACUUCCAGGAUGGUCAGAGUCAGAGCGCCAGUCAUGAGGUGAAGCGGCUCAUUCACCAGCCGAGCCAGCCAAGCCCAGCAAUCUCCAAG
This is a messenger RNA of Phytophthora infestans T30-4, 2103 nucleotides long. RefSeq names its product methylmalonate-semialdehyde dehydrogenase, mitochondrial precursor. Gene Ontology annotation, cellular component: mitochondrion. The record is from RefSeq and is a predicted model, not a curated record. Gene Ontology annotation, molecular function: methylmalonate-semialdehyde dehydrogenase (acylating, NAD+) activity; malonate-semialdehyde dehydrogenase (acetylating, [NAD(P)+]) activity. The transcript is spliced from 6 exons. NCBI's taxonomy places the organism in Eukaryota, Oomycota, Peronosporomycetes, Peronosporales, Peronosporaceae. The coding region runs from base 30 to 1592 and encodes 520 amino acids. Gene Ontology annotation, biological process: thymine catabolic process; L-valine catabolic process.